AUGGGAUUCCUUAAGGUUAUUAAGAAUAGAGCUUACUUCAAGAAGUAUCAAACCCAAUUCAGAAGAAGAAGAGAAGGAAAGACCGAUUAUUAUGCUAGAAGAAAGAUGAUCUUCCAAGACAAAGACAAAUUCAAGACUCCAAAAUACAGAGUUGUUGUUAGAAUUACCAAUAAGACUGUCAUUGCACAAAUUGCUUACUCAGAAAUUAUUGGUGAUAAAAUCCUUUGUGCUGCUUAUUCACAUGAAUUACCAAGAUAUGGAGUUAAAUUAGGUUUAACCAACUACGCUGCUGCUUACUGCACUGGACUUCUUCUUGCUAGAAGACUUCUCAAAAACUUGGUAUGGAUAAACAAUUUGUUGGAGUUUCUGAUGCUGCUAAACUCGGUGAAGAUUAUACCCCAGAAGAAGUUGAAGAAAGAAGACCAUUCAAAUGUAUUCUUGAUGUUGGACUUGCUAGAACUACUACUGGUUCUAAAGUCUUUGCUGUUCUUAAGGGAAUGUGUGAUGGUGGAGUUUACGUCCCACACUCUGCUACCAGAUUUGCUGGAGCUGGAGAAAAUGAAGAAGCUCUUAGAAGCAGAAUCCUUGGUGGACAUGUUGCUGCUUACAUGA
This is a messenger RNA of Entamoeba dispar SAW760, 612 nucleotides long. RefSeq names its product 60S ribosomal protein L5, putative. Gene Ontology annotation, molecular function: structural constituent of ribosome; 5S rRNA binding. The transcript has a single exon. The record is from RefSeq and is a predicted model, not a curated record. Lineage: Eukaryota; Evosea; Mastigamoebida; Endamoebidae. Gene Ontology annotation, biological process: translation; ribosomal large subunit assembly. The coding region runs from base 1 to 612 and encodes 203 amino acids. Gene Ontology annotation, cellular component: ribosome; cytosolic large ribosomal subunit.